This is a messenger RNA of Pipistrellus nathusii (Nathusius's pipistrelle), 2109 nucleotides long. The record is from the annotation of a GenBank genome assembly. NCBI's taxonomy places the organism in Eukaryota, Metazoa, Chordata, Mammalia, Chiroptera, Vespertilionidae.
AUGGCCCAGAAGCACCCCGGAGAAAGACAGUUGUGUGGAGCCCACCACAGUAGUGGUGCCUCCCUCGGGACUUUAGGACCCUCUCUGGACCCUGAAAUACUUUCAUUCUCAGGACUCAGGGACUCAGGGAGGCCUGCUCCUAAUGGUACCCGCUGCCUCACAAAGCAUUCUAGUCCUAAGUACACACAGCCUCCAAACCCAGCCCACUGGUGGGAUCCAAGCCAUGGCCCCCCAAGGGGUCCAGGACCCCCUAGAAAUGGAGAGGACCCUAAUCAGAGUGAGGCAUCUUCAGAAGAAGAGUCAGGAGUGGACCAGGAACGCUCAAGAGAGGAUGAGGCUGGGCACCAGGAGGAUGAAAACCCUUCUUUUAUUUCCAUUCCAUCUGCUUGCAACUGCCAGGGAACCCCUGGAAUCCCUGAAGAGCCUUACACUGGGGGAGGAGACAACUCUUCUAGCAACUUUUGCCACCAUUGUAUGUCUCCAGCUUUAGGAGAACACGAAGAGUUGGGAGAGGAAUAUGAGGAGGAGGAACCCAAGUUCCCCAGUGAUUCUUCACGUGUGCCCAGUGGAAAGAAACCUCCACCCCGGAGACAGCGGCACCGUGUUUCAGCCAAGGAUGAUACUUGGGAGGGUGGACGCAGGGAUCCCAGGCCCCCUGGUCGACAUCGGCUGGGCAGGAAACGAAGUCAAGCAGAGAAGCGCAGAGGCUUGGGAUUAUGGGGAGCGGAAGAACUGUGUCAGCUUGGACAAGCAGGUUUCUGGUGGCUGAUCGAACUGUUGGUAUUGGUGGGAGAGUAUGUGGAAACUUGUGGCCAUCUAAUCUAUGCAUGCAGGCAGCUGAAAGGCAGUGAUUUGGACCUUUUUCGAGUCUGGGCAGGAGUCUGGGCAGGGCGACUGGGUGCCUGGGCCCAGGUAAUAUUCCAAUUUCUGAACCAGGGGUUUUGCUAUGGGGCAGGGCUGAUCACCCGUUUUCUUAGGCUACUGGGUGCUUUGCUGCUUCAGGCUCUGCCCCUCUUGUUGGGCUGUCUGCAGUUGGGCUGGCAGUUUCUUGUGAGACUGGGUGACCGGUUGGGCUGGAGAGCUAAAGCCACCUGGCUCUUCUCUUGGCUGGAUUCUCCCACCUUACAGCGUUGUCUGAUUGUGCUGCGAGAUAGCAGGCCGUGGCAGCAAAUGGUAAGGAUGGUUCAGUGGGGUUGGCUGGAGUUGCCUUGGGUCAAACAGAGGACUAACAGACAAGAGAAUGCACCUGGAGCUGGUGGUCGCUAUUACCACCCUGAAGAGGAAGUGACUCGACUCUUGACCAUGGCUGGGAUUCCUGAAGAUGAGCUAAAUCCUUUCCACGUGUUGGGGGUUGAAGCCACAGCAUCAGAUGUUGAAAUGAAGAAGGCCUAUAGGCAGUUGGCAGUAACGGUUCAUCCUGACAAAAACCAUCAUCCCCGGGCUGAGGAGGCCUUCAAGGUUCUGCGGGCAGCUUGGGACAUCGUCAGCAAUCCUGAGAGGCGGAAGGAAUAUGAGAUGAAACGAAUGGCAGAGAAUGAGCUGAGCCGGUCAGUGAAUGAGUUUCUGUCCAAGCUGCAGGAUGACCUCAAAGAGGCAAUGAAUACGAUGAUGUGCAGUCGAUGCCAGGGAAAGCACAGGAGGUUUGAAAUGGACCGGGAACCUAAGAGUGCCAGAUAUUGUGCUGAGUGUAACAGGCUGCAUCCUGCUGAAGAAGGAGACUUUUGGGCAGAGUCAAGUAUGUGGGGCCUCAAGAUCACCUACUUUGCACUGAUGGAUGGAAAGGUGUAUGACAUCACAGAGUGGGCUGGAUGUCAGCGAGUAGGAAUCUCCCCAGAUACACAUAAAGUCCCCUAUCACAUCUCAUUUGGUUCUCGGAUGCCAGGCACCAGUGGGCGACAGAGAGCCACUCCAGAUGCCCCUCCUGCUGACCUUCAGGAUUUCUUGAACCGGAUCUUUCAAGUCCCCCCGGGACAGAUGUCCAAUGGGAACUUCUUUGCAGCUCACCCUGGCCCUGGGGCCACCACAGCUUCCAAGCCCAACAGCACAGUACCCAAGGGAGAAGCCAAACCGAAGAGGCGGAAGAAAGUGAGGAGGCCCUUCCAACGUUGA